Messenger RNA from Cucumis melo (muskmelon), 1434 nucleotides. Its product is annotated as tetraspanin-8-like. Gene Ontology annotation, biological process: auxin-activated signaling pathway. The transcript has 2 exons. Gene Ontology annotation, cellular component: plasmodesma; plasma membrane. Bases 451 to 1263 code for a protein of 270 amino acids. The record is from RefSeq and is a predicted model, not a curated record. Lineage: Eukaryota; Viridiplantae; Streptophyta; Magnoliopsida; Cucurbitales; Cucurbitaceae.
UUUAGUUUUUACUUUUGUUGUAUUUUACCAUCCAUUGAAACGCACAACAACAUCAGCAACCAGAGUUUGAAAAAUGUAAAUGCACAUCUCCCAAUAAUCCCAACAAACUACCAAAACCAAAAACCUUCUCUCAUACCCACAACACACUUUCCUAUUUAAAACCAAAAACCGACCCUUUGCCUACGUCUAAGUAAACAACUCAGAACCUUCCUUCAAAUCACAGCCGUCGCUUUUGAAGUUUCAAAUCCAUCAACUAACUCUUCUUCUUCCCUUCCCUUCCCUUCUCCAUGAAAUAUCCAAGAACAAACCCUUGACCUCACUUUAACCAAACGCGCCUUCCCCACCAUAUCUCUAUAAAACUAACCCAUAUCCCCCAUUUCACCUCCAUUCUCCUUUCUUCACUCAUUUUCCGUUUCUGGGUUCUCCUCUGUUUUCUCUUAUUCCAAUAUCAUGGUGAAACUCAGCAAUAAUCUCGUCGGGAUUCUCAAUUUCAUUACCUUUUUGCUCUCUAUCCCCAUCAUCGCUGGUGGGAUAUGGCUCAGCCGACAAGGUACAUCCGAUUGUGAGAAAUUUCUCGACACCCCCGUAAUCGUCAUCGGUGUUUUUCUUCUACUUGUCUCACUCGCGGGUUUCAUCGGCGCGUGUUGUCGCGUGAGAUGGCUUCUCUGGAUCUACCUUUUCGUUAUGUUCCUUCUCAUCCUUCUUCUCUUCGUCUUCACCAUCUUUGCCUUCGCCGUCACCAACAAAGGCGCCGGAAAAGUUCUUUCGAACAGAGGAUAUAAAGAGUACAGACUCGGUGAUUACUCCAACUGGCUACAGAAUCGCGUCAGGAACAACAAAGAUUGGAACAGAAUCAGAAGCUGUUUAGUCGACGGCAAGGUCUGUGCCGAAUUCAACCAGACAUUCGCUUCUGAAACCGUUGAGCAAUUCUACCAAGAACACUUAUCUUCAAUUCAGUCUGGGUGUUGCAAACCGGCAGAUGAGUGUAAUUUCACGUACAAGACACCGACUCAGUGGGAUAAACCGGCAAAUGUUUCAAGUUUUUCGAAUCCGGACUGUGGUUUGUGGGAUAAUAGACCUGAAAAGCUGUGCUUCGAUUGUGAAUCCUGCAAAGGUGGAGUCUUGGAUAAUCUGAAAAGGAACUGGAAGAAAGUGGCGAUUAUUAAUAUUGUUAUACUUGUGUUUCUCAUCAUUGUUUACUCCAUUGGAUGCUGCGCUUUCAGGAACAGCAAAGAGGAGAAUCAUUAUCCUAGAUGGAAAUGAAGUUAUUGAGUAUUGAUUUUUAUUUUUAUGUUCUUUCAUUGAUGCUCUGUUUUUUUUUUCUUCUCUUUUUUUGUUGUUCUAGUUUCCUCAGCUACUUAGGUUUGUAUUGUUGACUAUUAUUUGCUGUGAUAUAUAUGAAUAAAAUUUAGGGACUUUUGUUCUCCUUUGUAA